AGCUGGGGACCACAAAGGGCUGCAUCAUUUAAAACAACGAGCACCAAUUUAUCAAAGCCAAAAAAAUAUUUAUGGACCAUAUACUGUGAGUAUAAGAGUUAACCCUUCAAAAAGACCUUAGUGAACAGACAGAAUUUUGAAAUUGAUGAUGCACAAAACAAUCUGAGGAAGUGGCCAAUAGGUGAAGUGAGUAGAUAAUGAGAUCCGGAGCACUCGAAUUUGAGGAAGAUACAACACGUUUAAAAAAACCCAUCUAAAACUGGUAAGUGCUGAGGAAACCAUACACUUUGAGGUGCGACAAGACUUUUUGCAUUUCACACAAAACAUAAGAGUUCACAAAACUGGGUCACAGAGAAGAAAUCUAGAUGGGUACGAACAAAGAACCGUGUGUUGAGCAGUCAGAACCACAGAUUGAGGAGAACAUGGAACUGUCUUCUGAACAAAACAGCCCGGUUGAUCAAGACCCGCGGCAACCAGAGGAUGGCAAGCUACUCAACACGUACAAGUGGCACACGGGAGCCAAGACUGAGACGCCGGCACAGGGGGCUAUCGAGAGGCUGGAGAAAGGGGCUUCGAACAAAUGGAAUAAAAUGCAGAGUUGGCGCAAAGCUCUGAGUGAAGAUGCCGGGGAAAAGAGCUCGACUGCAGCUCGAGGGGCCGAAAGCCCCUCCAAACCAGACAAGCCGGCAACUUCAAGGAAAAACCCUUUCCGCAGAGCUCUUUCAGAGCCACCAGGGUCCCUCCUAUCUUCGGUCCUGUCCUCCUCUUCAACAUCUGGGUCCUCCAAUGCACAGGCAUCAGGGACAACCCUCCAGGACAUGACACAGAAGGGGAAAAUUCGAAAGUACCUGCAAACGGUCUCACAGAAGUUUAAGAGACCGCGUUUACAGAGUACUCAAAUUGCAGAGCAUGACAAAGAGCCUGAAAAUGUGGUCCAAGAGCCUGUUCGGCUCUCCUGGGCCCCCCCACAAGACGUUCCAGUUUGGGACAUAAGCAACUGUUUUCUUCAAGAUGGACAGAUUUUUAUCCCACGCGAGGAGGAGCCUUUGAUGAGGGUACGGAACCGGGCCAGCAGUUGUCUCUCCAGUGUCAGUCUCCAGAACAUCAGUGGAAGUCACACUGAGCUAAAUCCAGAUCCUGUGGUACCCCAAAGUGGUACCAAAGUAAAAGGGCAAGAUGGAGGCGUCAGAAACUUAAUCAAGCGCCGCUUACAGGGUGAUGAUAAACGGAAAAGCAGCACACAGAUCAAUACUGCAGGACUAAGUGGUGCUGGAAGGUACGGUUCCAGAGAAUCUUUAUCCAUUCCAGUCAGUGCUGCAAAAAGCCUGGAUCUGAAUGCAGACCAGACCACCGUCAUCAGGCCAGUCCACAGCUCUAUUCUAGGGGAAAAGUACUGUUUUCAGGUCAUAAACUCAGAGAAUAACCACUGCUUUGGGUGCAGUUCAGCUGCAGAAAGAGACCGCUGGAUUGAGGACUUACGUCGUACUGCACAUCCAAAUAAGGACAACUGUGAGCGUACUGAGAACUCCCUGAGCCUUUGGGUUAAUGAAGCAAAAGACCUUCCCCCAAAGAAGCGGUAUUACUGUGAGGUCCACCUUGAUGGUACACUGUUUGCUCGUACCAGUAGCCGGGCCGUUGGGAAGUCCGUCCAACGCUCCAGUCAAGCAGUUGACGGAGGAUCUGGUGCAGCUGGUACAGGUCAUGGUGGUGGUGUUGCAGGAGGUUGCCAGAUAUUCUGGGGCGAAUUUUUUGAACUUGACAACUUGCCCCCAGUCACCCAGAUCACCCUGCACCUCUUUAGAGAAGAAGACUCCAAGAAAAAGCGCCAUUCCAAGGAUGACUCCAUGCUGCAUCCUCUAGGAAGUGUGGCUCUUGCUCUAGCAGACAUAAAAGGACGGGCCUUUCAAGAGAAGUGGUACCCCAUCGUUCCCUACAAGCCCCCAGGAACAAGUACAGCAAAGGACCAACUUGGACUUCAGGCUUCACUUCGAGUCAAGGCCAAAUUUAAGAACCUGAAAAUUCUGCCUAUUGAGAGGUACAAGGAAUUUGCUGAAUAUGUCACAGUGGAUUAUGUGGGUAUGUGCAGUAGCCUGGAACCUCUUCUCAAUGUACGGGAGAAAGAAGAACUGGCAGGAGCACUUGUUCAUGUGCUCCAGAGCAUUGGGAAAGCUAAGGAGUUCUUGAUUGAUCUUGGUAGUGCAGAAGUUCAGCGCUUGGGAGACAAUGAGGCUUUGAUUUUCAGAGAGAACACACUGGCCACAAAGGCUAUUGAUGAAUAUAUGAAACUAGUGGGCCAGAAGUAUCUCAUAGACACACUUGGCGACUUUAUAUCCAGACUGUAUAGUGGAGGGGAGAGCUGCGAGGUAGACCCACAAAAAUGCUCUUCCUCUGAUCUACCAAUCAACCAGAGACAUCUAAAGGAGAUGUGUGGGGAUGUUGUGAAGAGAAUCACAGACAUGCAUGAGUCAUUCCCUGCAGAGCUGAAUGAAAUUUUUUCCAGUUGGGUCUCAGAUUGUGAGGAUCGAAUGGACAUCGGACACCGUCUCAUAUCAGCAUCUCUGUUUCUUCGAUUCUUAUGCCCAGCAAUCCUCAGUCCAUCACUCUUCGGUCUUACCCAACCCUAUCCGGAGACAAACACCCUUCGCACUCUUACUUUGACAGCCAAGGUCAUUCAAAACCUUGCAAACUGCACCUUGUUUGGCGAAAAGGAAGAGUACAUGUUUUUUAUGAAUGAAUUUCUAGAACAACACUGGGAGCCUAUGCGAGGAUUCUUACAGAAAGUAUCUGAUCCAGACAGUGAAAUGGCCAUGGCUCGAUUUGAUGGCUAUGUAGACCUGCCCCUUCGUCUAGCGGUCCUUCACAACCUCCUGGUGGAUAUUAUCUCUGUAAUGAAACAGGACCAAAUAGACAACCUACAACCCUUGCCUUCAAUCCUGAACCAGAUCACAGAAUUCCUUGAUCAUGAUGUUCAACAGAUCCCUGUUAACAGCAGUCAUGGAACACCAAAGCCUGUAUACUUACCUCCAAGGGAUCUCCCCAAGUACAGUCCAUUGCAAACCUCCAUGCAGCAGCUUCCUGUAGACUCAAAAUUCAACCAAGUCAAAGAACGUCAGCGGAAGCAGGUGCAGCGGGCUUACAGUGUCCCCAACAGACCAUCCCGGCAGAAGAGCCAACCAGUUAAGCGGCAAGCAAGCAAUGAAGAGCUACCUACGCAGUGCCCGGACCAAGCUCCCAGUUUGGAAAUUACAUUGCCCAGCAAUUCCAUGAAACCCAAUACCGGACCAGCAAGAGUUUUUUGGGAAAUCAAAGAUGGCAAUGAGUCCCAUCAAAAAACAGGGCAAGAGCAAGAGGACACAAGCACAUUAGAUAGGCAUGCGCAAGAGUUGGCUGAGCUGCGUUUAGGAGUGGAGCAGGUGACAGAGCGCGAGCUGGAGAUGGCCAAGCGAUUAGAAGACUUCAUAGCCCUGAGCCAAGACCAGAAUACACAGCUACAGGCAGAGGUUCAGGACCUCCGUAAUCUGUUAGCCAUCCGUGAGGAACAGCUGGCCAGUGCAGCUUUCAGACUGGGCGUCAUAGAAGAGGAAAGGGAGGAAGACGAAAGAAAGCUGAAUGUCGCUGUGGCUGCAGUUGAACGCAUGAAUGUUUUGGAGGAGCAGUUUGCUGGGUUGUUGAAAGAUGUGCACCAACUCUAUGCAGUUAACGCUGAUGGCAUAAGACAGACGUACAUAACAUAGAAUGUACUGGUUGAUGCCCCUUUGCAUUGCUAGUAGCCUUUGUCAGAUUUCUUUCAUUCAUUGGUAACAAUACGCUUACAUUGCUACCGACUUGUAACAAAUAAACCAAAUAUUGUUAUCACUGCAAUAAUGAAAAAUUAACUGCAAUCACUGCAAAUUUAAAAAAAAAAAUGGGACACCUAUUUGUGCAUUUAAUCUUUAGUCCUGAUCUUCUAGUUUAACAUUAAGUAUCUGCAUGAGACUUUUAUCAACUGUUUUGUAGACAAUCCACAAAUAAAAUGUGAAUUAACCAAA
Messenger RNA from Pimephales promelas (fathead minnow), 4028 nucleotides. It is a transcript of the gene rasal3, whose product is annotated as RAS protein activator like 3. Gene Ontology annotation, biological process: regulation of GTPase activity. The record is from RefSeq and is a predicted model, not a curated record. NCBI's taxonomy places the organism in Eukaryota, Metazoa, Chordata, Actinopteri, Cypriniformes, Leuciscidae.